GACGGACUGUGACUCCCAGGGGCUGCUGUGCUCCUAUCCCGUUGGGAACAUCUCCCUGCUCCGAAAUGGAAAGGAAAAGGUGAUGACGUACGGGACCUCCUACCGGAUUUGCCUCCGGCUCCUGAUGCCGGAGUCUCCCAUCAACCAGAACUUGGGAAUGUUUAUGGUGAGGAUGACCUGCUACACCAAGGAAGGGAACGAGAUCUCCAGCGUUUCCAGAUCGGCGAUGCUACAUUACAAAUCGUGGCUGCUGCAGACUCUGGACACGCUGGUCUACGCCCCCCUUUUUGUCACGGGCCUGGUGGAGCAGGCGCAGGUGGUUGAGGUCGAGAUGUACUCGGACUACCAGGAGGACUCGUACACGCCGACGAUGGGGGCCGUGAUCGAGAUCCAGACCACGCGCAUCGAGAUCUACAAGGCGCAGCUGCAGAUCCACGCCCACUUCACGGGAAUACGGUACAUCUUGUACAGGUUCCCCGUGACCUCAGCCAUCAUCGGGGUGGCCACGAACUUCACCUUUCUGUGCGUCCUCGUGCUGGCCAGCUACCUGCAGUGGGUCUGGGGGGGUUUGUGGCCCCCAGACUCCAGGCCGACACCAUCCCCAGGAGAGCCGCCAAGGGAAGCAGUCCCUGUGAGUCCCCCUCGUGUCGCUACGGGAGGAGAGAGGGGUUUGCUGGGGGAUGGUUGGCAUCGGGAGUCUCGGCUUGGCCGUGGGGGAGUGGUCACAGGCCUCCCUGCUCCCUGCUCCCUGCAAUGGCCACAGCAACCCCUCCCGCGCCCCUGCAGCCACCUCCUCGAUUCAGUGGGGAAUCGCAAGCGAGGGUUGGGCGGAUUGGGCUCCAAAGCUGCGAUCUCGCUGCCCCCUCCCUCCCUCCAGAGAGAGGCACGGUCCCAUCACGUUGUGCUCAGUACCACAAGCAGGAGCACAUGCCCAUGGAGGGGGGUGAUGAGGGGGGGGGUUGACCCACCAGUGGACCGGUCACCUCUGCUGUGUCCAAGGUGCUAUGGAAAUGCAGGUGGCCACCUCGUGGUUAUGUUCAGCCUUGGGUUGGAUGGUGAGCUCAGGCAUGAGGGUGGGGUGUCUGUCUGA
This is a messenger RNA of Chiloscyllium plagiosum (whitespotted bambooshark), 1090 nucleotides long. NCBI's taxonomy places the organism in Eukaryota, Metazoa, Chordata, Chondrichthyes, Orectolobiformes, Hemiscylliidae. The record is from RefSeq and is a predicted model, not a curated record.